Hyaloscypha bicolor E is the source of this 702-nucleotide messenger RNA. RefSeq lists its product as uncharacterized. The record is from RefSeq and is a predicted model, not a curated record. Lineage: Eukaryota; Fungi; Ascomycota; Leotiomycetes; Helotiales; Hyaloscyphaceae. The coding region runs from base 1 to 702 and encodes 233 amino acids. The transcript is spliced from 2 exons.
AUGGACUUUCUUCGAUAUAAUCAGAUCUAUCCCAAUUCCGUGGAGGCGCUCCCACACAAGCUACUCGUAAUCAGAAAGCUCAACGAGGUCAUUGCAAACGGGGGCGAGAUUUCCAGUGACGAUAUUAUCCUCGCGAUCUUGGUACUCGUCUUCCACGAGACCUUGAAAGUCACCGAGGAGAAGAGGAGGCCCUUCAACUUUCCGCUAAGAAAAGCACAGUGGCUGAACAUCUACGGACAUAUCAAGUCUAUUUUUGAGCGCAGAAAAGCUGUCCUAGAUCUGCCAAAUCUCAGAGGAGGCCUUGAGACAUUCCAAAUACCUGGCCUAGCCAAGACGGUCGUCGGGUUCGGUUUCCUCUCCCUUUCACUUCUAUUCCCUGACCCGAGGGACAAGCCAACACCUACUACCACAGCGGCGACAUCAUCGAUGAUCUUCGGCGUUGCGGUUGUUGCGGUUGUUGCACCGCUACCCAAUACGUACGAUAUGCUGCAGAUUUACGUCUCGCGCCUGAAAGCCGUGAUCGGAAUAUCCAGCCUUCUGGUACUUCAGAGGAAUACCUCUAAUUGCGCAUCCCAAAAAUUACAGUACCACUUAGACAAAUUUCUGCUUUGGGGGCUCGUCCUAGGCGGCAUUGCGAGCUUGGAUAAACCGGAGAGAGCCUGGUUUGUGGAACAGUUGAAGAUAGUUAAGGAGGUGUUGUAG